Coprinopsis cinerea okayama7#130 is the source of this 1731-nucleotide messenger RNA. RefSeq names its product pheromone receptor. Gene Ontology annotation, cellular component: membrane. NCBI's taxonomy places the organism in Eukaryota, Fungi, Basidiomycota, Agaricomycetes, Agaricales, Psathyrellaceae. The record is from RefSeq and is a predicted model, not a curated record. The coding region runs from base 1 to 1731 and encodes 576 amino acids. Gene Ontology annotation, molecular function: mating-type alpha-factor pheromone receptor activity. Gene Ontology annotation, biological process: G protein-coupled receptor signaling pathway. The transcript is spliced from 6 exons.
AUGGCGGCUUCCUCUGAUCCAACCUAUCCCUUGUAUUCUGUCUUUUCUUUCAUCGGUUUCAUUUUGGUCUGCAUCCCUUUCUGGUGGCAUAUCCAGGCAUGGAAUGCGGGGACUUGUGCCUUUAUGAUCUGGACAGCUCUCUCGUGCCUCAUUGGCUUCAUCAACUCGCUCGUUUGGAAAGGAAAUGCUCUCAAUCCGGCGCCUGUCUGGUGCGACAUCUCAUCCAAAAUCAUGAUCGGUGUCAGCAUAGGAAUCCCAGCAGCCACUCUUUGCAUCAGUCGUCGACUCUACUGCAUCACCUCUUCUCCCUCGGCCUCGGUCACUCGCGGAGACAAACGGAAGAUGGUGGUCAUUGAUCUCGCGAUUGCAUUCGGUAUCCCCGCGCUUGUCAUGGCUCUUCAUUAUAUUGUUCAAGCUCACCGCUUCGACAUUUUGGAGGAUGUAGGCUGUUAUCCUGUUGUUUAUAACACCCUUCCGGCCUACUUCAUCUAUUUCAUGUGGCCUGUCCUACUCGGUGCCAUCUCGUUCGUUUACUCAGGCUUGACCUUGCGCACUUUCUGGGUCCGCCGCGCGCAAUUUUCCCAACUCCUUGCGUCGACCUCUGCCAUGUCUCCCAGUCGCUAUAUUCGCCUCAUGCUGUUGGCCGUCAUCGACAUGAUGUGCACCGUUCCCCUCGGCGUCUGGUCCAUUUACCAAGGAAACAAGGGCGUUGGUUUGGCUCCUUGGAUCUCCUGGGAAGAGACCCACUACAAUUGGUACAAGGUCCUCCAGAUCCCUGCCUUGUUCUGGCGUAGCGAUCCCAGCUUCGUCGCCGCGGUCGAAAUGACGCGAUGGCUGCCUGUAUUCUGCGCAUUCCUGUUCUUCGUCCUCUUUGGCUUCGCCUCUGAGGCACGUAGACGAUAUGUAGCUGCAUUCUGGUUCUGCGCCAAGCCCUUUGGUCUCAAACCGGCGGAGAAAAACAAGUCGUCUACCACUCUCCCAAGCUGGGCCAAACCUCUCAAGAUGGGCACUAGUGCCGCCACUCUUGUUUCCCCUCCGGCUUACUCUCAGCACGGUCCCCUUGCUUCGUCGAAGAAGUCCCUAUUCAGUCCAAUGUCGUCAUCUAAGUCGCUCGAAUUCGAGACAACGUCAGAGAAGACAUGCGCCUCAGUCUCCCCUACCAAGCCUUUCAAUGGAGUCGACACCAGUAAUGGCAGCGAGAGCGGUGUUUUCUCAUCUCCCACCUCCACCAAAGUCAAUUUUGAGCCUUUGGACAUUUCCCUCUCUCAGUCCCCUCUCAAAUGCGACUUUAAGCGCGCCUCGGUGCCGUCUUCAAUCAAUGACGUUGAUUUGGAGUCGGGCUUGACGCCUUCGGAAUGCGCCGAAUCUUCCACAUCCCCAUCGUCUCCGUACCUGCACCCUUCGCCCAUUGCUCAGCCGUCCCCCCGUCGACUUCUCGAUCCUGACUCUAAUCCUUCCUUGACCUCCUUGCGAAGCAGGUCUUCAGAGGACCGAAUUUAUCUCGACGGCCGAAGGACACCCACACCCUCCCCAGCGCCUUUCACCACCUCCUUCGCCGAGCCUGUUGUCCAAACCGGUGCACCUGCCUUCCACAGGCCGUUCUCUCCUCCCAACGAGUACCCGAGGAGUGUCGCUCCGCAUCCCAACUCGGCACCAUUGGCAAUUCCGCUGCCAGACGGUAUCUUUGUGACUGUCCACACCUCGACGUCCACGUCGAGUCUCCACUCAUAG